This is a messenger RNA of Dendrobium catenatum, 1117 nucleotides long. RefSeq names its product vesicle-associated protein 2-1-like. The coding region runs from base 241 to 909 and encodes 222 amino acids. The record is from RefSeq and is a predicted model, not a curated record. The transcript has 8 exons. Gene Ontology annotation, biological process: endoplasmic reticulum membrane organization. NCBI's taxonomy places the organism in Eukaryota, Viridiplantae, Streptophyta, Magnoliopsida, Asparagales, Orchidaceae. Gene Ontology annotation, cellular component: plasma membrane; endoplasmic reticulum membrane.
AUACAUGCAGGGCAAUAGUUGUGCAACCGAGAAGGCGCAAAACUAAGGGUCGUCUGCGCCAUUUUUUUUGGCAUCAUAACCAGCGCUGAUCCGUCGUUUUCGCCAUGGAUGUGAAAAAGCCAAUCCAUUGAUCGUAAUUCUCUCUCUCUCUCUCGCUCGCUCUCUGUUGAUAUUCAGUGUUAUUUGGUGCCAGCACACGAACUCGAAACCUAGAAGGAAUUGGAUCAUCGGGAAGCGAAGAUGGGCGGCGGCCAGUUGAUCUCCGUUCACCCCGAAGAGCUCACCUUUGAGGUUGAGCUAGAGAAACCAGCCUAUUGCAAUCUCAAGAUUGUCAACAAUAGCGAGCACCAUGUCGCCUUUAAGGUCAAGACCACUUCUCCAAAGAAGUAUUUUGUGCGGCCUAAUACCAGCGUUGUUCAGCCUUGGGAUUCAUGCACUAUUACUGUCACCCUUCAAGCUCAACAGGAGUACCCACCAGACAUGCAGUGCAAGGACAAGUUUCUUGUUCAAAGCACAAAAGUGCCACCAACCAUUGAAUUUGAUGAGAUCCCUCCCGAUACGUUCAUUAAGGAUGAGGAGAAGGUGAUAGAGGAAUGCAAGCUUAGGGUGGUUUUUGUUACUCCAAAAUCUCGUAAUGCAAAUUUUGAGGGAGAAUCAGGAAUCAUCUCUGCAACUAAGCUUGCAAUGGGAAGUUCUGAUGUUCUUGCAUUGCAGCGCCUAAGAGAGGAAAGAGAUUCUAUUCUUCAACAAAAUAAAAUGUUGCAGCGAGAACUAGAACUGCUAGAGAGACGUAGAAGUCGCAGAAGUGAUGAGGGCUUUUCAUUGACAUUCGCUGCCUUUGUUGGGUUCAUUGGAUUAUUUAUUGGCUUUAUACUUAACUUUGCACUAUCCUCACACUCUACUGCGUAACAUAGCUUGGUUUGGCGGUGCAAUGUUUCUUUAAUUUUCACAUUAUUUUAUUCCUUCGUUUGUUCUUGAACCAGACGUGUUUUGUUGCUUGCAUUAUGUUGGGAAAUAAUCUAAGCAUUGGAAUUUAAUGCUACUGUAAUUUUUUCAAUGAUUGAGCUGUGAGAGGCUUGAAAAGAUUAUAUAAUUUCAUAGAAUUAUUUUCAUCCAA